Messenger RNA from Pelecanus crispus (Dalmatian pelican), 389 nucleotides. NCBI's taxonomy places the organism in Eukaryota, Metazoa, Chordata, Aves, Pelecaniformes, Pelecanidae. The record is from RefSeq and is a predicted model, not a curated record.
AUGGAGAAUGUCGAUGUUAGGAAUGUUCAAAGUAAACAAGAGAAGAAACCUGGAACUUCAUCCCCAGUCCCUUUGAACUCUGCGGUUAGCCCUUGCACUCUUCUGCCUGUGAAUAAAGCCACCAGCAGUACCCCUUUGUCGAUAAACAUUCCACGUUUCUACUUCCCUAAAGGACUUCCGAAUGUCUGCACUAAUCAUGAAGAAGUCAUCGCCAGGAUUGAAGAAGCCUUUGCAGAGUUUGAAGAUGAGAAAGCAAACAUCUGUGAAAUGGGGAAAAUUGCUAAGAUAUGUGGCUGCCCAGUCUACUGGAAAGCACCUAUGUUCAAUGCAUCAGGAGGAGAAAGGACAGGAUGUGUAUCUGUACACUCAUUUGUAUCAUUGUGGAGAAA